GACUGGGAAUUAUUGACAGUGCGACUCUAUAUACUCUUGCUUGCGGUAUACACUCUCACUAGUAUAAAACAACCUUGCGUCCUAGCGUAGCAGUAGACAAGACUAGCUCGUCAGACUAUUGUUACGGAGUCAUUCAACAGGAUUUAUAGAACUAACUUAUUUUAUUUUUUGCAAUAGGAAAAAUAAUAUCUUGAGGAUUUUUAAUGUUUGAAAACACGAAAGACUUGGAUGAGUUACAAAAUUAAUUAGUGUUAAAACACUGUGCUGUAAAUUAUUGAUAAAGCGCCAGUCAGCAUUUUGGAAUCAUUGUUAUAAAAGCGUACUGUAAUUAACAAUUUCAUGCGGUAGAAUUCUUUUGAAAUAUCUGAAGAAAAUAAUUGACGGCGGUUAAAUGAAGUGAAAGUCGAAAACAGAUAAAUAAAUCCAAUUCUUUACAAGAUUUUCAUCAAUAAUUUAAAACCGCUGGACCUUAUUUGUAAGCCAAGGAUUUUUCGCAAAAUAAGUGGAAUUCUUAAAAUUAGUGUUUAAGCUUGUGAAAUCACCUGUGCGCUUAUGAACAAAUUUUAAAUCCAGCUCAAUUCCAUAAAACGACAUUUAGGAAACAUCAAGAGUAAAACUUCUUCGUCUGAGCUGUAUCAGUUUUCUUGCUUGAGACGUAAAGACAGCUUUAUUACGGAUAAGAUUUCAACAUCAACGUGCUCAAACUUUCGCUGGAUGUAAAUAAUUUAUAAGUCAAAUGCAAACAUUUUACAUUAGGACCUCAGAAAUGAACUAGCGGGAUCAUCGUCACAUCUUUUUACUGCAGUGGAUUUGCAAAUACGUUCUGUGUUCUGGAUAUAUAUUAAUUAACUUUUUUGUCACUUCCUCCCCAUUUCCUCGACGUUCCGCGUACUUUCCGUUAUCAUGGAGAUGUCAAGUUUACUGCAAGUCAUUAACGUUUUCGUUCUUAUCCUCGUGGAACAAUGCGGUGCUAUUAACUUGAGUGACGAUCUCAGACGCCUCGCGGAAACGCUUCCGGGCGUCUAUAGCAACAACGCCCGCCACUCUGGCCAUCUGCACUCAACACACAACAGGCCGCUAGGGUCACAGGAGACGCCGGCACCAGCAUUAACGACCAUUCCCCUGAGGGCCAUCUAUCGCCCCGUGGAGGUUACGUUUCUCAAAGACGAUUUUAACGUUUACGUUGAACAAACGGUUCAAGGGGAGUCAAAACCGCACAGGCGGUGGCUGUACAGUUUUUCAAAGGACGAACGGACCCGGUCAAUAAAAUUACGUAUAUAUAAUUUUAAUGACGAUUCGAUUAUAGAAAAGAUUGCCAAGAAUCCACGAGCCAUUAAAUACCUCAGCGGAAAUGACGUCACCACACGGAGCAACUGUGACAUGUUCUGGAGACGUCUUGGGGAGACUUUUGUCGGUACGACGUCACGCCAGUGUCAAGCGGUCGUCGACACCAAACAGGUCCGUAUCUCCAUUAUGACGACUCUGACGUCAUCGAGUCUCCAGAUUGACGAGGGUUGGUACAAUGUCAAGGACGGGUCAAAGGUCACGGAGUUGGACGGUCCAAUCUUCCUUACCAAAAUCGAGCCCAUUCUGGACAAUCCAUUUCUGGGUACUGACGAACAGAGAGCCGGGGAUCCCAGGCUUGAAAAGGACAGUGAAGAACUUCCUUUAUUACAAAAGGACGGUCGAAAAAAAUACUCAAAAACAAACGAAAUAAAGGAAGUCCAGAAAAAUACGUAUCGAGUAUCACAAAACAAUGUUCCUAAUGUCGCAAAAAAGUAUAACACGAUUGAUAAACCUUACGCAACGAAAUCUGACGAUCUUUACAACAGGGCGAUUGAAAAAGCCGGAUUCAGUUACUAUGGAAAUGUUAUUGAAGAUACCAGAAACCGGCCAAGAAAAAUACCAACUUCAAAUGAAAUUAGUACCAGUGACAAACAACAAACAUCAAUGUGGAAUUUACAGACAUACGAGGGUGUAUUGGACGCUUUGACAAGUGGCCACAAGGUGUAUUUCUCAGCGAAAACGAAGCAUUGUUCGAAUCUAAAUGGGGCGAGGAAGAAGGAUAAAUCUUUUGUUGGGGACUAUGUUGACAUUUUUGAAAUUCAUAGAGACUUUUCGGAAAAGCAGCCCAAUAAAUUUGUCCAGUUUUCUUUGCGGCGAACAGAAUACAACAGAAAAGGAAUCUUCGACGUCAUAACGGAAGUGACGACACAUCGUAACGGUUCUGUGCACAUGCGUACUGUACAUAUCAACGAUGACAAGCGGGUUCACAAACAUUAUUCCAUUGAAUGCGAACUUUACAACGAAAUUACAGGGAAAGGCUCCGUCCGUUUCUUCCUUGAUCCAUACCGUGACGUCAGCCAGAUAACACGUAACAAGGUAUUGAUGACGUCACUACAGAACGGGCACCUGCUACGAAUCACAACGGAAGUUGACAAGUGUCGAGGGGGUCAAGCAGACCACGUGAUACUUGGAGGAGAAGUUAGAAGUUACGAUCUCGGUCGAAACGGGAAAACUCUGGACUUUAGUUUACAGUCGCCACGUCUCGUCCAGGCCCCUGGAAGUGGAGUGGGCGUCGAAGAGCACUUGUACAUGUUUUCCUUCCCGCGCCGCGGGGAAGUUUCGGUAUUACGUCAUCGGCGUCAAGUGACGUCACUCCAAAGUGACUUGUCUGUUGUAAACGGAUACCGGAAGUACAGGUGUGAGACGGACGUAAAUUCGAGUACGCGGGCCAUUACUGUGUAUAAUACAUGACAGAAAGAUCCGUGACCAACGAUGUUUCGUAUCAUGCGACAUUUGAGGAUUUAGACGCAAUCGGAUUGGUGCAAAAUCAUGACACGAAGGAGUCGUGACAAAAACAUACAUGUGUAUUCCAGUGCUGAAUCAUUUAGAAUCAUAUGAAGCGUAAAACACGUUUCCAACUUUCGUACAAUCGGAUAAUCUCGGCUUGGCCUCGUUUAUUUCCGAACCGUAACGGAAUUAUCCGGAAAUUGCCGAGAAGUUGCGAUGACUAAAUCAAGGGCAUGGUGGAUAUUUAGAGACGGUCCUGUGAUAUACAUUUACCAAUUGUGAAAGUGUUUAUGCCAUGCUUAUUUAGUGACUUGGUAACAUGGUGCCAUAAACACUGGCGUACAUUUAUAGUUUACGUUUACAUUUUAUUAUAUUACUUAGUUCGUAAUUGGAGCGUUUCACUUCAAAAUAGAUUAUUGUUCAACUAUUUUGAAAUUAUGAUUUCUGAUAGGACACAUUUGCAUGUCUUAAUAUGUCUCCAUUUAUCAUAAUAUUUGGUAAUCAAUCAUGUUUUUUUCUCAUAUGAAAUAUUACUUAAUGUGAAUUGAAUGUUAUAGCUAAAUCUCAAACAAUUGAUAUCUGUAAGUGCUUUAUUCUUCUUCUUUUUUUAAAAUGAAAUAAAUUUCGCUUUUCUCAUUUUCGCAGGUGAAUCCAAUCACAUAUGUUUUACUAGUUAAAACUUGUCAGGCAAUCGUUCAAUCGUGUCAGUUUCAAGAUUCUUGUCUGAAAAAUCAUUUUCUUCAAUAAAUUUAAAAAAACAGAGCAAAAUGAAAGAAAUCCGUCCAAAGGAGAAAUACCAUGUAUAUAGUUUUCUGUUAUCAUGUUGUAUUAGAGCGGAACAUAACAUUUUAUUUGCGAAACAAAUAAGGGUCUGAGUUCCAGUUAUUUUUACAUUAGUUAAAAGUGUCAUUUGAACUGCUAAAUGGCUGCUAAGUUAAAAAAAAAACUCUUUGUUUUGCACUGUACGUUGAUGAAAUGUUCACUGUUCGCUAAUCAAGUAGAAAACAUCGCUGAUAAAAAGGGAAUAGUUCGCUGAAAAAAAUAUGUGCACUGUUCGCUGAAAAAAUGAACACUGUUCGCUGAUCACGAAGAAUACACCGCUAGUUGAUAAAAAGUGCACUGUUGUUGAUAAAGUUGAGUGCACGGUUCUCUGUUAAAGUGGUGGGCACUAUUCGCUUAUUAAGUUGUGUGCAAUGUUCGCGGAUAAAGCGUUGCGUACUGUUCGCUGAUAACGUUAUUUGCACUGUUCGCUGAUAAUGUUAUGUGAACAUUUCGUUGAUAAGGUGUUAUGCACUGUUCGCUGUUAAAGUUAUGUGCACUGUUCGCUGGUAAAGAUGUGUGCACUGUUCGCUGUUUAAGUUAUCUGCACUGUUCGUUGAUAAAGUGGUGUGCACUGUCCGCUGAUAAAGUGUUGUGAACUGUUCGCUGAUGAAUUGUUGUGAACUGUUCGCUUAUUAAGCUAUGAGCAAUGUCCAUUGAUUAGUCGGCUGUUACACUGUUCUUUCUUAAUGUGCAGUUAAAUUGAUCAUAUUUUGUUUAGUAUUUAAUCAUACGCGGCUCUUAUCUUUCUUAUUUAUUAUUAACUGUUUGAUAUUUUAUGAUGACUUGCAUAAUUUGGAAAAUAUUAUACUCAUUUGUUAUUGUGUACAAAUAUGUGACAUUGUUUUUGGAUUUGUAAAUAUUCAUUUGAUAUAUUUAUAUACCUGUCUUUUUCUGCAUAAAAUACAUUGGAAUAAAUUUGAAUCACAUC
Messenger RNA from Mya arenaria, 4543 nucleotides. RefSeq lists its product as uncharacterized. NCBI's taxonomy places the organism in Eukaryota, Metazoa, Mollusca, Bivalvia, Myida, Myidae. The record is from RefSeq and is a predicted model, not a curated record. Gene Ontology annotation, molecular function: lyase activity. Gene Ontology annotation, biological process: protein-phycocyanobilin linkage. Bases 904 to 2757 code for a protein of 617 amino acids. The transcript has 6 exons.